AUGAACAUCAAUUCAGAACAAAUGGCUUCUAACGGAUUAUUAUUCAUUUCUAAUGCAGCAAAAACCUAUAGAUUGUGUUUGAAAUCAUCAAGAUUGGUAAAAAAUAUUCUUUAUGUAAAGUAUGUGGGAGCAGAGAACAACUUAUCAAUAAUAAACAAGCAGAUAGUUGAUGUUUACUCACAGACUGCAAUAAAAGCUCCCAAUUUAGAUAUAAGAUUAAUGUUAAAACCUAUGGAAGGUGUCCAGACAAUCAAUACGAAUCAUGUCAUUGACUUAAUUCUAUGUGAUAGUAGUAUAGUGAAUGAGGAUUUAAAGAAAUCUGUGAUAAAUGUAAAGAAAGGAUGUCAAUUACAAAAUAUUGAUGGUGAAGAAAAUAAUGGAAAAGCAGCAGAGGAAGAUGUGAAAACCUAUGAAUAUGUAGCCCUAGGUGGCACCUUUGACCGUUUGCACAAUGGUCACAAAAUACUUCUGUCACAAGCUGCCUUAAGAUCAACCAAACAUGUAACAGUUGGAGUUACUGAUGUUAAUAUGAUUCAAUCAAAACUACUAUGGGAGUUAAUUGAACCAGUUGAAGAAAGGGUUGAAGCUGUCAAAGAUUUCCUAACUGACGUCAAGCCUGAUCUGGAAUACAACGUGCUGCCUAUUCAAGAUCUUUAUGGUCCAACGAAGGAUGAUCCCAGAUUUCAGAUGAUCGUACUAAGUGAAGAAACACAAAAAGGUGGUGUGAAAAUUAAUGAGAAAAGAAAAGAGAAUGGUCUACAACAGUUAGAUAUGCACAUAAUUGCUCUUGCUCGUGAUGAAGAGCAUUCUGCCGAAGAAGAAGAAAAAUUGAGCUCUAGCAACACCAGGAUGAGGUUACUUGGUACCUUGAUUCGACCACCUCAGCCAAAUCCAAACAUUCCAGAUUCACCAUAUGUCAUCGGUCUUACCGGCGGGAUUGCUAGUGGUAAAACUAAUAUUACUGAAAAGCUCAAACAAAAGGGAGCUGCUGUAGUGAAUUGUGAUCUUAUUGCGCACGAGUUGUACAAGCCAGACAUGCCGUUGAACAGAACUCUAGCAGCAACAUUUGGCAAUGACAUUAUCACUGAGGCCGGGGAAGUGGAUAGAAGGAAGUUAGGUCAGAUUGUUUUUAGUGAUAAGAAUCAAUUGGAUAAGCUGAAUAAAACGGUGUGGCCAUUCAUAAUCGAAGAGGCUCGCAAUAGAAUCAAACUACUAGGAGAGCAGGGCUACAAGGUAGUGGUCAUGGAAGCAGCUGUAAUGGUUCGAGCCAAGUGGUUCCUCAACUGCCACCAGUUAUGGGCCGUCAUAGUUCCGCCGAAAGAGGCUAUACGGCGAAUACAAGAGAGGAACAACCUAACCGAGGAGGAAGCGAGACAGCGAGUGGAUGCUCAGCCCACCAACGCGGAGCAGGUGGCGCAAGCGAACGUGGUCUUCAGCCCAUACAGAAGUUACGAAUUUACGCAGCAACAGAUCGAUCGGGCCUGGGCGCAGUUGCAGCGGUAUCUCCAAUAA
Molecule: messenger RNA, 1512 nt
Organism: Leptosia nina
Lineage: Eukaryota; Metazoa; Arthropoda; Insecta; Lepidoptera; Pieridae
Source: the annotation of a GenBank genome assembly